AUGGAACUCUCGAUCGGAACUCCACCGGUAAAGACCUAUGCUCAAGUAGAUACCGGUAGUGACCUUAUAUGGCUCCAAUGCAUUCCUUGCACUAACUGCUACAAACAACUCAACCCUAUGUUUGAUCCUCAGAGCUCCUCCACUUACUCCAACAUCGCUUAUGGAUCAGAGUCAUGUUCUAAACUCUAUUCAACCUCGUGUUCUCCUGAUCAAAACAAUUGCAACUACACUUAUUCAUAUGAGGACGAUUCCAUAACAGAAGGAGUGUUGGCACAGGAAACACUUACCUUAACAUCAACCACAGGGAAACCAGUGGCCCUUAAAGGCGUUAUUUUUGGAUGUGGACAUAACAACAAUGGUGUUUUCAAUGACAAAGAGAUGGGUAUAAUAGGUCUUGGAAGAGGACCCUUGUCACUCGUUUCUCAAAUAGGUUCUUCUUUUGGAGGCAAGAUGUUUUCUCAAUGUUUGGUUCCAUUCCACACUAACCCUAGUAUUACAAGCCCAAUGAGUUUUGGUAAAGGAAGUGAAGUAUUGGGGAAUGGUGUGGUUUCUACACCUUUGGUUUCUAAAAAUACCCACCAGGCAUUUUAUUUUGUUACCCUACUAGGAAUUAGUGUGGAAGAUAUUAAUUUACCCUUUAACGACGGUUCUUCUUUAGAGCCUAUUACAAAGGGUAACAUGGUGAUUGAUUCAGGGACACCAACAACUCUUUUACCCGAAGAUUUUUAUCAUAGAUUGGUCGAAGAAGUGAGGAACAAAGUUGCAUUGGACCCCAUACCGAUUGAUCCAACUUUGGGUUACCAACUUUGCUAUCGGACACCAACUAAUCUUAAAGGAACGACGCUAACAGCUCAUUUUGAAGGUGCCGAUGUACUUUUAACGCCCACCCAAAUCUUCAUUCCGGUACAAGAUGGUAUUUUUUGCUUUGCAUUCACCAGCACUUUUAGUAACGAAUAUGGCAUUUAUGGAAACCAUGCUCAGUCAAAUUAUUUGAUUGGGUUUGAUUUGGAAAAGCAACUGGUAUCUUUCAAGGCGACAGAUUGCACCAACCUACAAGAUGCACCUUCUAUUAAUGGGGUGCUCCCCAAUGUUCUUUCUGCACCCAUGUACUUGCUCCUUUUACCCCUUUUACUAAUUAUAUUACAAAAUUAA
Medicago truncatula (barrel medic) is the source of this 1152-nucleotide messenger RNA. Its product is annotated as aspartic proteinase CDR1. Bases 1 to 1152 code for a protein of 383 amino acids. Lineage: Eukaryota; Viridiplantae; Streptophyta; Magnoliopsida; Fabales; Fabaceae. The transcript has a single exon. The record is from RefSeq and is a predicted model, not a curated record. Gene Ontology annotation, cellular component: extracellular region.